GGUCGUCGGCCGCCAGCCCGCCUAAGGGGUGGCAAGCUGGCGGUGAACUGAUGGAGCAACGGAGCGGUCGGGGGGCCCGGCCUGAGGCGGCUGGGGAAGAGGAAGAGCCCGAGGUGAAGAAGCGGCGACUCCUCUGUGCGGAGUUUGCCUCGGUCGCGAGCUGCGACUCGUCCGUGGCCCAGUGCUACCUGACAGAGAACGACUGGGAGAUGGAAAGAGCGUUGAACUCCUACUUUGAGCCGCCCGUAGAUGAGAGCGCCGUGGAAAGCCGCCCUCAGACCGUUUCUGAGCUGGAAACCUGCCAAGAAGCCCUGGUGGUGCAAUGGUUAAGCACUCGGCUGCUAACCAAAAGUGUUGACCUAACUAAUGAAGAAACAACUGAUUCCACUAGCUCUCAAAUCAGCCCACCUGAAAAUAUUCAGCAAGAAGAUGACAGUAUGUUCUCAUUCAUUACCUGGAAUAUUGAUGGAUUGGAUCUAAACAAUCUGCCAGAGAGGGCUCGAGGGGUGUGUUCCUAUUUAGCUUUGUACAACCCAGAUGUGGUAUUUCUACAAGAAGUUAUUCCUCCAUACUGUAGCUACCUAAGGAAGAGAGCAAGUAGUUAUGAAAUUAUUACAGGUAAUGGAGAAGGAUAUUUCACAGCUAUCAUGUUGAAGAAAUCGAGAGUGAAAUUAAAAAGCCAAGAGAUUAUUCCUUUUCCGGGUACCAAAAUGAUGAGAAACCUUUUGUGUGUGCAUGUGAGUGUGUCGGGAAAUGAACUUUACCUUAUGACUUCGCAUUUGGAGAGCACCAGAGGGCAUGCUAAGGAACGAAUCAAUCAGUUAAAAGCAGUUCUAAAGAAAAUGCAAGAAGCUCCAGAGUCAGAUACAGUUAUAUUUGCAGGAGAUACAAAUUUAAGGGAUCAAGAAGUUACCAAAUGUGGUGGUUUACCCAACAACAUUUUGGAUGUCUGGGAGUUUUUGGGCAAACCCGAGCAUUGCCGGUAUACAUGGGAUACCCAAAUGAACUCUAAUCUGGGAAUACCCAAUACUUGUAAGCUUCGUUUCGAUCGAAUAUUUUUCAGAGCGGCAGCAGAAGAGGGCCACAUUAUUCCCCGAAGUUUGGACCUACUUGGGUUGGAAAAACUGGACUGUGGUAGAUUUCCUAGUGAUCAUUGGGGUCUGCUGUGCAAUUUAGAUAUAAUAUUGUGAGAUGCUUUUCAAAUAUGAGUUUUAAAUGUACUGUGUAGUUCUGUUAUGGACUUUUGCAAAUAUAAUUUGUACCUGUCUGGAAAGGUAGGUUUAAUAUGGAUGAAUUAUUCUUCUGGAUCAUUGUAACAGAAGAAGAAAAAGACUAUGAUUUUAUUUUGUGAAUUCUGUCCUAAGAUUUCAGAACUAAAUAUUAAUGUCUACUUAAACUAAGGCAUGCCCGUUUUCGGAAUAAGAGGCCUCUUAAUGAAAGACAAAGCCUGUUGGAGCUUUUAGCAGUGCUCGUAUCUGUCAGCUGGAUUCCAAGCAGGGGCCAACAUUGUCUCCAGGCGAGACUUUACACUUGAUAUGUUUUUUUAAACAGGAACCAAAAAUAGUUAAUAUUGUAAAUAAGUCUUAAAAAAAAAAAUGCCAUGAGGGAUUACUGAGUCCUUGGGACUAGGUCUUUUAAUUAUAUUUGGGAAAUUCAGACAAUCUUAAAUGAAAAAGCCAUGAUCAUCUCUUGACAACAAUUCUGCGUCAGACUUUAUUUUUGUCAGCUUACAGUGCACAAUUGGUAAGCUGUAAAUGAAGCCUUAUGCUUUAAAAUUCCUUGUCCUUUUUUAUUCAUGUUUAUAGUUAUCUCACCAACAGAGGCAAAGUUAGGCUUGAUAAUGAUUAAAGUCAGCUUUAUAGGAGCACUGGACUGUUUUUCUAAGAGAAAAAUAAAUGUGUAAAGAGAAAUAGCCUUAGUUUUGCUAUUUGUAAAAUUGAACUAUUUUGCAAGAGGUGAAUAAUGGGUACUUUAAAUGUGCUUUAAAGAAAUAUUUAUUUCCACUAGAGGAAUCUACUUUAAAUAAAGAAUUUUACUUGUUUGCAGCCUAUUUUAGUAAGUCUUUGUGCCCCGAUGGGAUUAAAGUUUUUACCUGCUUCCUGUUUUCUGACUCCACUGCUGCUGUUUCGAAGAAAAUAGCUUUCCAUGUUGCUUCUCACCCUACCAAGAAUUACCAAGGAUAUAUUGGCUUCCUCAGUAUAGAAAAAGGAAAGCUAAUGGAAAUAGUUAGAAUGAGAAGUGCCAAAUUAACAACUAAAACACCUAAAAGAAACAAGCUAAAUUUAUACACACUUCUUUUGUAGUGACAAUU
Messenger RNA from Trichechus manatus latirostris (Florida manatee), 2311 nucleotides. It is a transcript of the gene TDP2, whose product is annotated as tyrosyl-DNA phosphodiesterase 2. The record is from RefSeq and is a predicted model, not a curated record. The coding region runs from base 51 to 1190 and encodes 379 amino acids. Gene Ontology annotation, molecular function: single-stranded DNA binding; protein binding; 5'-tyrosyl-DNA phosphodiesterase activity. The transcript has 8 exons. NCBI's taxonomy places the organism in Eukaryota, Metazoa, Chordata, Mammalia, Sirenia, Trichechidae. Gene Ontology annotation, cellular component: PML body; cytoplasm. Gene Ontology annotation, biological process: double-strand break repair.